UCGCCGCAGCGCGUUGUCUCCAACUUGCGCGGCUUUCUCAGCCAUCGCCUGAGCAACAUCACACCGAGCGACACAGGUUGUUCACUGGCAUGCCAACAACUCACACACUAACAACAAAAGUAACAACAACAACAGCAACACGAAAUCAUGUAAGAGACAGCAGUGUGUGCAACUGCAACUGCAUCUGCAACAAAGCAAACUGGAGUUAACCAUCGAGCGAACCACCAAAAACAGACUCGAAGCCAUUCAACCGGAAACGGAUGCAGCUGCCCAAUUUCCGGUAGCGGACAUGAAAUCGAAAAGCAUCAAAAGCGAAGCAGCAAAUCAACUAUAAAGGCUACACACAGUACAAACAAAGAGAGAGCUAGCGAGAGGGAUAAAGAGAACGCAAGCCAUUCUAAAAAUAAAUCGAAAGAGCAGCUAACAAAAUGUCCCCCUGCCACUGAGAGUCAGUAAGCAGAGUGUAAGAGCGAGAGAGCAAUAGAGCUCUAGCAAUUCUAAAAAUAAAUCGAAAGCUAACAAAAUGGCCUCUUGCCAUUGAAGCAGUGUUAGCUGAGUGGAAGAGAAAAGGAGAUUGGGAGAGCUCAAAUUAUUCUUAGAACUAAAUCAAAAGAGAAGUAAAACAAAAUGGCCUCCUUUCAAAUACCGCUGAUCAACCUGGAGCUACGUGAGGUGAAGGAGAUUGUGUGGGAGAAGAUACAGGAGCCGGUGAAUCAGCGUCGUCUCAUCCUGGUCAUUGUCUCUAUUGCUUUGCUGUUGGACAAUAUGCUUUACAUGGUCAUUGUACCGAUCAUACCCGACUAUCUUCGAGAGAUUGGCAGCUUCGAUGAAGGACCAACGCCGCCGCCGCUACGUGAUAAUAUCACAGGGCGCAUAAUUCCGACGCAUCACGAUCAUCAUGGUCAAGACUCUGCAACAGGCAUACUCUUUGCCUCCAAGGCCAUUGUCCAGCUGAUGGUGAAUCCAUUCUCUGGAGGGUUGAUUGACAAAAUCGGCUACGAUAUACCCAUGAUGAUCGGCCUGACCAUCAUGUUUUUCUCGACGGCCGUCUUUGCCUGCGGCAGCAGCUACAGCGUCCUCUUCUUUGCACGCUCACUGCAGGGUGCCGGAUCGGCAUUUGCCGACACCUCGGGUCUAGCCAUGAUUGCGGAUCGGUUUACGGAGGAGAAUGAGCGAUCGCAGGCGUUGGGCAUUGCGUUGGCAUUUAUUAGCUUUGGCUGCCUAGUGGCGCCACCUUUCGGCGGUGCACUGUAUCAAUUUGCUGGCAAGGAGGUGCCUUUUCUCAUAUUGGCACUGGUCUGCCUGCUGGAUGGUCUGAUGUUGUUGCUGGUAAUGAAGCCCGUCAAGGAGCAGAUCAAGCAGAGCAAAGAGGUUCAAAAUCAGGUAAUACCCAUCUGGCGCCUACUCAUGGAUCCUUAUAUUGCCGUCUGUGCCGGAGCAUUGACCAUGUCAAAUGUGGCACUCGCCUUCUUGGAGCCCACCAUCUCGCUGUGGAUGGAGGAUAAUAUGACAACGGAGAACUGGAAGAUUGGUAUGGUCUGGCUGCCUGCCUUCUUCCCACACGUACUGGGCGUGGUCAUAACGGUAAAGAUGGCACGCAAAUAUCCACAGCAUCAGUGGCUCAUGGCAGCCGGCGGCUUGGCACUGGAGGGUCUAUCCUGCUUCAUCAUACCCUUCUGCAGCGGCUAUAAGAUGCUGAUGCUGCCCAUCUGUGUGAUCUGCUUCGGCAUUGCCUUGAUAGACACGGCGCUGUUGCCAACGCUGGGGUACCUGGUGGACGUACGCUAUGUCUCCGUGUAUGGCAGCAUCUAUGCCAUUGCGGACAUCUCCUAUUCGAUUGCCUAUGCCGUGGGGCCGAUCAUAGCGGGCGGCGUGGUGGAGGCAAUUGGAUUCACAGCGCUCAACUUUUUCAUCGCCUUCUCGAAUCUGGCUUAUGUGCCUGUGCUUCGCAAGUUACGUAAUAUCUACGACUUCAAGCCGUUCGAGAAUGAGGCCAACAUAUUGAUGCAGGAUCCGCCCAACAAGGAGUAUCAGACCUAUGUCAUGCACGACCAGAAGCCCGUCGAGGGCGAGCUCAAGAAUCAUCUCGAGUACGGCCAACAGUAUCAGCCGGAGCAGGAGACCAAUCUGGAUGAACAGCAGCAGCAGUACGAGUAUCAGCAGGCAGCUGGCUAUCAGCAGGACCAGAGCUAUCAGCCGGGCUACCAGGAGCAGGGCGGCAGCUACGCCCAGCCCCGUGUGGCGAAUCCUUUCCAGCAGGCGCAGCAGCAGCAGCAGCAGCAGCAGCCAAGCAGAGGCCCUGCUGGACCAGCGAAUCCAUUUAGACAAGGAUUUUAAACUGUUGUCUUCAAGAAAAGAUAUUAUCAUUUCUAUAUAUAUAUAUACUAUAUUAUUUUGUUGAACUCACCUUGAAUUUGGUUUAGGAUAUUACCUACAUAUAUACAUAUAUAUAAAUAGUAAGUGGUACGUACACUAUAAAACUGCAUAUGGCAUGCAAAUAGUUCAAGUUCAGCUGCUAAAGCCCCCAUGCACCAGUUUUGUAUUAUACACUGAUUGCACGCAGCUAUAUAUAAGAUAUAUCGGCACCGAUAUCGGGCCCCCUAUACUCAGUACUCUGUUCGCUGAAGCUAGAGCAACCAAAGCAUAGUCAUAAUUGGAUCAAACUCGAGGAGCAGCCGCGCCUGUUCCUAGUUCCGAUCUCUAACAGAUAUCACACAUAUAUAGAUAUAUAAUUAUAUACAUAUUUAUACAAGCUGUAGCUGGUAAGCGGCGCAGCUGAGCAGGCUGCACAGGUGCCACAGGUGCCGUCGUGUCUUUAGCAGGCAAUGGCAUUCAUAUCGCAGACAUAUCACAAUUUGCACAAAUCGAAUAUUAAUUUACACCUUUUCGUUUGCCAUUGCGACGGACUUGUCGGACUCAUCGUGCUAUCGCCCGCUCGGCUGAGCUAUAUCAUUUCGAGUUUUGAAAACGAUUUUUGAUUUGAAAUAUUUAUACAUAUUUCUAACAUAAGACACAACCAAGGUAACGAUACAUAUCAGAGUCUCAAUGGCUCGCCUGUUUAAAUUACCAAAAGUGAUAUUAACUAUUGCUAUUAGUACUAUAUACAUACAUACAAAUAU
Molecule: messenger RNA, 3119 nt
Organism: Drosophila hydei
Lineage: Eukaryota; Metazoa; Arthropoda; Insecta; Diptera; Drosophilidae
Gene: VAChT
Product: vesicular acetylcholine transporter
Exons: 2
Coding region: 628-2337 (569 amino acids)
Biological process (GO): chemical synaptic transmission; transmembrane transport; xenobiotic transport
Cellular component (GO): membrane; terminal bouton; AP-2 adaptor complex
Molecular function (GO): acetylcholine transmembrane transporter activity; xenobiotic transmembrane transporter activity
Source: RefSeq, a predicted model, not a curated record